UGUUUGCGAUCCCGAGAUUAUGAACAAGAGUAGAGUGGGGGAAGAACAUGCCUAAAGCAUCAACAGCACAUCAUGACCAUCCAUUUCCCACAUCAUCAUCAUCCAUCACCGCUUCACCCCACAUCCUCUCUCUGACUUGCUUCUUCACUCCCUCCCUCCCUCUCGAGUCUUAGUCUACUCAGCUCACUUCUCCCCACCACUGUACGGGUCUCCGCCUCCGCCGCGGCCGUCGCUAUCGCCUCGGCCGGAGGGAGGCAAAACAAUGGCGAUUCACCGAAUUACUCCCGCCAUCGCCGUUCUCAUCUAUUUCCUUCUCCUUGCACUGCCGUCGACCACUCCCAUUGUGGCCGUCUCCUCCCUCAACGUCACCGCCGUCCUCUCCGCCUACCCCGAACUCUCCGCCUUCACGGCCCUCGUCUCCGGCACCACCAUUCCGUCGGAUCUGGCUUCCCGGACCUCCCUCACCAUUCUCGCAGUCCCAAACUCUUAUCUCUCCGCGUCCGUGGACGUCACGCGCCACCUCUCCCCCACCUCCCUCGCCGACCUCCUCCGCUAUCACAUCGUCCUCCAGUACAUCUCCCCCUCCGACCUCUUCAAGAUCCCUCCCUCCGGGUCCCUCCUCACCACGCUCUUCCAGACCACCGGCCGCGCCACCAGCAACUUCGGCAGCGUGAACAUCACGCGCAACCCCUCCACCGACCUCAUCUCCGUCCGCUCCCCGGCCCCCUUCACCCCCUCCAACGCCACCGUCCUCGCCCUCAUCAAGACCGUCCCUUACAACCUCAGCAUCUUCUCCGUGAACUCCCUCCUCGUUCCCUAUGGGUCGGAUCUGACCGCCUCGGAGACCCGACCCACAUUGGACCUCAACAUCACCAAGGCCCUCAUCGACGGCCACAACUUCAAUGUCGCCGCCUCGAUGCUCGCCGCCUCGGGGGUUGUCGAGGAGUUCGAGGCCGACGAGGGCGGGGCCGGGAUCACCCUCUUCGUCCCCACUGACAUGGCCUUCGCUGAGCUGCCCUCCUCCGACAGCCUCCAGUCCCUGCCGGCCGUCAAGAAGUCGGUGGUCCUAAAGUACCACGUCUUGCAUUCCUACUACCCGCUGGGCUCCCUGGAGUCAAUGGUCAACCCCCUGCAGCCCACACUGGCUACAGAAGACAUGGGCGCGGGGAGCUUCACUCUCAACAUCUCCCGGGUCAAUGGGUCCCUUGCGAUUGACACCGGGAUCGUCCUCGCAUCUGUCACUCAGACCGUCUUCGACGAGAACCCCGUGGCGAUCUUCGGGAUCUCCAAGGUUCUGCUGCCAAGAGAAUUCUUUGGUAAGAACCCUAGUGACAACACGAGUUCAGGCCGGGCUGUGAUGAGCACAGCAGCGCCCCCGGAUGCCCUGUCACCGGAUAGCUACCCUGAGGACGGUGGGCCGCCGUCCCGCCUGACUUCGCCGCCAGGGUCGAGCACGGGAGCUGCUGAUAACAUCGUGCAGAGACUGAUCCUGGGCUGGUCCUGUAUAGUAGUGUACUUACUGGUCUGAAUUGAGAGGUUUCAAGUGUUUCUUCUUCUUCUUGCCUAAAAUUUUUUAGCUUCAAUUUAUUUUGCUGUGCUCGUUGAUUUUUGGGUUUUCAUUCUUUGUCUUCUUCAUCUUCUUUCUUACACCAUGGAUUCGAUUCUUGGCAAGAAAAGGGCUGCCGAAAUUCCUUCUUUUUUUUUUUGAAGCUUUUCUGUUUACUUUCUUUUUGGGGGAAGCUUAGAAUUGUGUCAAUUGCUAGAAUAAUGAGCUGCCAAUUUUUGAUUCCGAAUGUAAAUCAUUCUAAUUAAUGUAAAUUUCUUCACAAUGUUAUCAAUCACCACUGUUCCCGAUC
This is a messenger RNA of Punica granatum (pomegranate), 1856 nucleotides long. Lineage: Eukaryota; Viridiplantae; Streptophyta; Magnoliopsida; Myrtales; Lythraceae. The record is from RefSeq and is a predicted model, not a curated record.